AUGACCUGGUUCUACAUGAUUUCACUGUUCUUCUACUCAUAUGAUAGUUGGGCGAAUAGUCCCGACGGACUCGUUUAUUUAAAUUUGGAAUUGCCUUUGCUCGUCCGCAUAGGUCUGUGGCUGAAGAAAACCUAUCUUUUCCAAGAGGCCUGGGAAGCUGUUUCCGAGAACCCGACACGAGUCUGGUGGAGUGGUCAAAUCUUUGGAUGGACGAUCGGCUGGGGGCUUUUCCUUGGAAUCGCAGGUCGGAGAUACCGUAUUCCCCAUGCCUGGGUUUAUAUGCUUAUUGGACAGUGCGUUAGCAUUGCAUUUGCGGCAAACCUCUUCUUCGCGACAAUCACAGUCUCUCAGCGGCCGAAUGAGAAAGACAUUUCUUUCAAAUGGUAUCCGCCACUGCUGUAUGAAUUAUUGCCUGUUGUACUGUCGCUCGUCGACGCACUGGCUGUCCCGAUAUUUGCAUAUGAGAAGAACUUCAUGUUUAUUCUCCUUAUACCCCACAUUCUAGUCUUUGUGCCUUGUCUCCUUGGUCCUAUCGAUUCCUCUAAAGCAAGCAAGGAACAGGGUUCUAAAGCUACCCAGCGUUAUGCGGUAUUUUUACAGUGGAUCGCGGCAGCAUCUGUUGCUAUCCAAGGCUAUUUCACUGUUUUGGUCGUGCAGGAUAUAGGGACAGAUGUAGCUUAUCGUGGGGUUGCUCGUCAGCUACUUGAUGCGAUAUAUGUCCAUCCUGCUUGUAGCAGUGUCAGCUGGGAUGCUAUCAUAUGUACUGUUAGCGCAUUUUCCUGGGCUCUUGUGCAUGACUUCAAAUUCAGUCGAAUGCUUGGCGGGCAAUAA
Penicillium angulare is the source of this 831-nucleotide messenger RNA. RefSeq lists its product as uncharacterized. The record is from RefSeq and is a predicted model, not a curated record. NCBI's taxonomy places the organism in Eukaryota, Fungi, Ascomycota, Eurotiomycetes, Eurotiales, Aspergillaceae. The transcript is spliced from 2 exons. The coding region runs from base 1 to 831 and encodes 276 amino acids.